GUCGAGCCGAGUGUGUGAGCUGUGGUGUUUACGCGGUUCCGCGGUUAAAAGCCGUGAUACAGUUUGCGCAUCGAUUCCGUGGCCAUUAUCUGCGGAGUACGGUGCGUCGUGACGCGUGUGCCAUCGGAACGGCCGUGUAGCGAUAUUGUCAUGAGCGGCAGCGACGGCGAGGACGGUCGACGCGAGGAGAGUACCGCCGCCGCCGCCGCCGCCGCCGCCAUCGCCACCGCCACCGCCACCACUACCACCACUAUCAUCACCACCGCCACCACUGUCACUACUAUCACUGGGGAAAGCGACGGCAUAGCCGGAGCAAUGGGUGACGAGUGUGACGGUCCAACGGCGAUUGCGACGGAACGAUGCUGUAACCAGGAUUCCAUCGGUGUCGCCAAUCGGAAUGAGUCCGCAACGUGGACACACCGGGAUACGGACGCGCCGAACGACCACGAAAAUGUGUUCCCCACGGUCACAGAUUAUGAUCCCACCGGGUGUGGGACAACUGAUCAGCGUGUGAUUGAUGCGUUUAUCAGAGGCGCAAGGGCGGCUGAUGAGGAUCGUCGUAAGUCGUCUCGAAACAGUGAUGCACUCGCCAAAUUGUACUCCUCUGCGGCAGCUAUAGAUAGUCAGUCACGUUUCGGAAAAGAAUCGUGUUCGUGUGAUAGCACAGCUGAUUACAAAGCUAAACGAGACAUGUUUAGAGAUGAGCUGCAAAAGGCUAUGAACUUUCAAAAUCUGUGGACGGAAUUGCGGCAGUACAUACGUACUGACUUUAAUGUCGCUCUAGAAACGACUCAUAUAUUUGAUUCCCUGCAGUCUUCUCAUCGUGACAAAUUUCCUUCCGAUAUGCAUGAGACUGUUAUCCAAUUAUGCAAAAGAGAUUCCCAUCAACUGUUUAUGAGAUUAGUGAGCCAGGCGCAAGAGUUUGUGAUAGAAGUAAAAAUCCGUUUGUUUGCUCUUCUACAUGAUCAUAGUGUGAAUUUAGCUGAAAUUUUUCUCACUGGUCUUUUGAAUGACUAUGAUGCCCUUGUAUCAACGGCGAUUUUAAUUUCUGAAUUAGUAAAACCAUUAAAAAAGUGCCUCAAUUUUAAUUUAACGUGGGAUUGCUUUAUCAAAAAAUUAUACCAGAUUUAUGUAUAUAAUGACGCAUUAGUGCAAAACAAUUUACCUACGUUUAUUGGCCAGCUGAGGAAACUUCUACCAUUGAAGGGCUCCAAAUAUCAAGCUCUUGUUCAUAGAUAUUUAUCUUUUGAUGAUGAGAUGACUAGGAUUGGUAAUUUAUGGCCUGAGACUGAAUCAUGGAUGGAUAAAUAUAAUGCAGAACAAGCUGUUCGUAUGGCAAGACUUAGACAAAUUAGAGAAGCUUGGGAAUUGUUUACAGCAACACGUAAAUUUAUGGAGCGCAGUAUGUUGAAUAAAACAUCUGAUAUUGGAAAUGAAAUGCAAGAGAUUCAUGGACAGUUUUCGUCGCUCAUCGCGCAUACAUCUGGAAAUGACAGUCCUCCUUUAAAUCCAGUAUUAGAUUUUAAUUCGGAUUCUAUGCCAUCGAGUAUAGAGAUAGUUCAAAUAUUGUUAGACGAUUGGAAUAAAGCUCAGCAUCAAAAAUUAGCGGACAUAGCCGGGGCAUUGACUGCCACUGAAGCAGAUGUCACUGGACAAGGUGAUUCUAAUUGUUAUGAUUACACACGUACAACGUGUCAAUUGGCGCAAUACGCCAUCAGAUCAGUGAGGUCUCACAGUGAUGACUCCGGCGAUACGGAGAACGGACUUGAGAAUGGAAAAGCGUGUGAAUAUUCUACAUGCAAUGAAAUUGGAGUAAGUUGUAUGGAUAUACAAUAUAAAAACGAAACUAUUGAGAAGGUCGAGGCAAAUUCAUUUUCAUCUCUUAGUAAUGGAUUUCCAGAAAUACCUACAAAUUGUACAAUAAAUCAAGUUAAAAAGAAAUUAGAUAAUUCAAAUGGUGAGGACAGAAAAAAAAAAGAAUUGGACAUGCGGGACGCUUUGCACAAAUAUACCGGUUCGAAGACGGCCGAAUCGGAUACUUGUCUGUGUGUUUAUCAACAUGCGCAAGAAAUAGCGGAGAGAAAGAAAGAAAUUCUAGAAAGUCCGCCCUGUCCAUGUUUGCUCAAUUCGAGACGCAAGUGGGAUGGAAAAUGUCCUUGCCUGCCUAAAUCUAUACCUGAAACGAUUGUGGCGAAUGGCCGUCCUAAAGCGACGUCACCGACUUCUAUUGUAAAGACUAAUCCAGAAUCGAAUCAGAAACCUGCUGUAAAAGCUGGUUCCACACAAUCCGCCCAAACACAAACGAGACAUUCUACAACGCAAACUCAUAAUCACAGCAUGCAUCAGGGUAGGUGUAACACUCAUUCGCACGCUCACGGACCGCUACCAGAUCUGACGAAAAACACAGGUCCGUGUUCUCACCCCAGACUUCGUCCACUUAAUCAUACACCGCAUGCGUGCCACAAGCAAGCCAACGUCGAACAUAUCAAGAGAAUGUCUUGUAACGAUUUAAGUUCAGGAGAUGGGGACUGUUCGGAUUCAGGGAGCAGUCAGGGAGACUCAUGCUCAACUAGCAGCUCCGCACAAAGAGAUACCAACAUGAGACAUUGCGACUGUUGCUACUGUGAGGUUUUUGGUCAUGGGAUGCCAUCGGUCGCGCCAGUGAGUCGAAACUAUAAGGAAAUGCGGGAACGGCUACGGCAACUUCUGACGAAGAAAAAAGCUAAAAAAUGCAAGACUGUUACAUCUGGAUGUAGCCCGCAGAAAAGUCCGUCGCAAUCGUCGAUUUCUAACGUCAACUCCGAAUCCAAACCCGUGACAAAUUCGAUUGUCAGAUCAAAUACUCCAAUUUCGACGACGCCCACAAUUCAGUAUGAUCAACAACGAGAUCAGCGAGAUUUAGAAGAAUUAUUAGAAUUUAUUGAAGGUAAUCAAAGUGGGAAAAAAGACAACAAAAAGGCCGAGAAGAAAGCAAGGCAGAAACAACGAAAGCUCGAAGAAAAAUUAAAAAAGGACAGACAAGAAGCAGAGAAACAAAAAUUAAUAGAAUUACAAAAAAAGACACCAGAAGUGACGAUCACUGUUGUUGAUCCUCAAAAGCCCAUGCCUCAAAGAUUAUUGCCUCAAUGUAAUUUACCGGAAGUUUCUAUUUUACCAACAUCGCCAUCAGUAUCUUUGCCCGUGGUAAAACAGUUAAAUAAUAGAAAAAAAGAUAAGCAAGACGUUUGUAGUAAUAGUAACUGUGGUAAUAAUAGUAUUACUAAUCUGAGUAACAAGAUAAAGAUGACGUCAAUGAAUUCAAAUGCAAAAAAUAAGACUAUUAAUAGCGCAGAAAAGUGUGACGUACGAAAUACGAAUUCUAGCCAAGGGAGUAAGAAUAAUGUGAAAAACGAAAAAGUUGAGAGCAAUAAUAAAGGUAGCAAGCCACUAACAAGUAUUAAUAAUAUUACAAAAAAUAGUUCGAUUAAUAAUGUGAAUAAUAAGUUAUCCGACGUCGAUUUACUCGACAAAAAGUUGACGAAAAAGGAGCGAAAAAAAUUGAAGAAAGAAAUGAAAAAAUUGGAAGAAGCAAAGGCAAAGGAAGCCGAAAAUGCAGCACAAACCGAAUCUCAACCACAAAUAGUUACUAUUAGGAGGGAGAUAAAUUCGAAUAGCGCUGAACCUACAGUCACGAUCACUCUGAAAGGCCAAACGCCGGCUGAGGACAAGGUGCUAUUUACAUUGGUGAAUGGACAGACUAAGGAACCUCAUAAGUCAGAACAAGAACAAAACCAAAGUAACAACGGAAAAAAGAAGAAAAUUAAAGCGAUUAACAACAAUAAUUCCUUACAACAGGGAAAUAAGUUACAGCAGUCAAAUAAUUCGAAGCAACAGACUCAAACUAAAGCAAAUGACAGUAAAAAUUUGAAGCAACAAGGAAGUAGCGACAAAUCGAAAAAUAGUAAACAGACAGAAGAAAGAAAAGUCCAGCAGAACGUCAAUGAAGGCAAAAAUUCCAAAUCGAAGAGAGAAAAGAGAAAUACAGAAAAUAAGGAAAAUGUGCUGCAGCAACAAAAUAUAGUAAACAAAAGUAAGAAUCAACAAAGUGCGACCAGCAAAAAGCAAAAUAAAGCGAAUACUCCUCCUCAGACACCGGUAUCGCAGAAGAAGCAGCAGCAGAGUCAGAUUAUAAAUGAAUCCACGAUUAAUAAGAAAGCAAAGAAACAACAGCAACAGCAAGAUAAAAAUUUGCAAUUGAACACCAGUAAGAGCAAUAAAAAUAAUAACAACAAUGCGAAUAAUAAGAAUGUAUCAAAUAAGAGCGAUUCUCAAAAAAAUAAUAAUAUAAAUAAAACGAAUCAAACUACCGUCAGUAAGCAACGUGUGCCCGCGGAGGUCCAAAAUACAUGUUCUGAACGAGUUAGUUCGCCAUCGCUUAGUAGUCAGUUUAAGGACAUUGGGCCGAAUUCCAAAAUUAAUAUUGAAAAUCUUAAGUUGCCACCGGGCAUCACGAUCACGAAAGUUGACGCGCCGCCAAAACCGCUUCCAAUCAAAACUGCUCCUUUGCCCAAACCAGUGAAUCCGCCCAAACAAACUACCAUUAUUGCCGCCCCGAUGAGUGGCGUUCAAUCGAGCUAUGCGAGUCCACAGGCAGGUGGAAAUGUUAUUGUGGUGGACACGGGCAAGCUCAAGCAAGAUCUGCUGCCAAAAGACAAUGAGAAAGAUUCGUCGAAGGAUUCGCAGCAUCAAAAUACCGUUACCGGUAAAAAGAAGAAGAAAAAAAAUAAGAAUUCAACUAAUUCGGGCAACACGGCAGCCACACCAGUGCAAAACAGCGACACAUUUGUGAAUGACCAUAUGGACGAGCCAGCGAGGAUACUGCAUAAUCCUGGGACGAAUAUGGUGACUAUAAGGAAUCCAUCAUUCGGACCGAUGAAAGUGCCGCCGACACAGCAAGCUGCGAUCAUUAAGGUUUCAGAGAACGGUAUGGUGACAAUUCGAAGUCCAGCUUUGCAGCAAGCGAUCAAUGCGGGUUUGACGUCACCGCCUAAGCCGGACUACAUAGUCAAGGGCGAUUUGUCGUCAUCGGCAGGCAGAGCGACGACGACUGAUUGUGGUCAGCUGAGCGUGAAACACGCGAACGGCGUCAUAUCAUCUAGCUUGGCGGAAUUACGCAGCCGAUUGAGCAGCGCGCAGCCGGAUUGCGCGUCGUCUCUGUCCGAGCUCGCCAAUAUGCAAAUCAACCAGAUGACGAACGGUCAACCGAUACCGGAGAACGGUAUCAAUCUCAAGGGUACCAGUGUCACCUUGACGAAAGUGAGAUCCGAAGCAACGAACAUGGAGGAUGCACGACAAGCAUCAGCCAAGUAUGCUUCGGUAAAGGAGGCGACAAUAAACGCCACCUCAGUGGCCAAUGGUGGCAGCGGCAUCAGUGGUGGUGGCGUUAACGGUAGCGGUAGCGGAAAGAGCAAGAAAAAGAAAAAACGCGGAAGCGGCACGGGACAGUGUGGAGAUGACUUGGACCUCGUUGAGGUAUUCACGCCCAAAGAUAUAGACCUCGAGAAUGAUGAGGAGAUGGACGAUGAUGAGCGCGAACUGGAGGCCUUUAAGCGAUUCUGCCUGCAAUCGGUGCCGCCGCUGCACAAAGAAAAAGUCAACCUCAAUAUCAAGGACAUCGUGUUGAAGAAGAAAUCGUCGUCGUCAUCAUCCUCGUCAUCUUCGUCAACAUCAUCAUCAUCAUCAUCGUCGUCGUCAUCGUCGUCGUCGUCGGCGACAGCAGCGGCGGCGACGGCCGCAGCGGCUGCUGUAAUAGCGGCCAAUUAAUUUGUAUAAUGAUAAUUUAAAUAGUUCUGUGUUACCAUCUGUGUGCCCUGGCACGCGAUUACUGCCAUUUUCGAUGAUUUGACGUGUGGUUUGAGAACGCGAUCGUAUUGCGAACAAUUUGCGAGUCUUUGCCAAUAUUAUUGUCGUCAUCGAUUCCGGGUUUUUACAGAAAGACAAGUAUGUAUGCCUUCGUAUAUAAAUAUUUAAAUGUUAAUGUAUUAGAGUGAAAAAAACGAAGGUCGGAACUCUGAAUGACAGAAUUGAUCGUAUAACGAUUAGACGAUAAUGAUCAUUGUAUAUGUGUAUCGUUAAAUGUAAUUAUAGAUAUAAGUUUCUUUCGAAAUGAUGACGAAACGAUGAGUUCUCUUGCAAGACGUCGUUUCGAAGCGUUAUUUUGGACGAGAUCAACGAUAUUUGUAAAAAUUCAAUCUCGCCGGCAUUUUAAAGAUGAUUGUAAAGACCCUUAGGGUUGUAAAGUUAAAGUUAUGAUAAAUUGUUAAAAUAAUUGUCACGAGAGGAUACAUGCUGCGUCUGCAGCUUUGCAAAGUUUUGCAUCGGCGAGGGGUUAGAGAAUUUGAUGUAAAAGCAUACAGAUGUAGAUGUGCGUGAUGACAGAUGGACGUACACAUUGUUCUUUUUUUUUCUUUUUUUCCUUAAUAAACGUAGUUGCGCGUUUCUUCUUCACUUAAAGCGUCUGCGUAUCAUCUUUAUGUGUCUCUGUAUUUACAUUCUUGUAGGAGUAGCCUGUAUACUCGUAUAAGUCUCUAUACUAACAUAGGGCGCACACCGAGAAGGUUUAUAUAUACAUAAUUCAACAAAUGUACGUCGCAAUGUUUCUUAUUGUAUUAUAAUUAAAGUACUUUUUAUACGGUAAACCGGAC
This is a messenger RNA of Monomorium pharaonis (pharaoh ant), 6683 nucleotides long. RefSeq names its product serine-rich adhesin for platelets. Gene Ontology annotation, cellular component: nucleus; cytoplasm. The transcript is spliced from 18 exons. Lineage: Eukaryota; Metazoa; Arthropoda; Insecta; Hymenoptera; Formicidae. The coding region runs from base 151 to 5802 and encodes 1883 amino acids. The record is from RefSeq and is a predicted model, not a curated record.